Grammomys surdaster is the source of this 4609-nucleotide messenger RNA. It is a transcript of the gene Pip5k1c, whose product is annotated as phosphatidylinositol-4-phosphate 5-kinase type 1 gamma. Gene Ontology annotation, biological process: phosphatidylinositol metabolic process. Lineage: Eukaryota; Metazoa; Chordata; Mammalia; Rodentia; Muridae. The coding region runs from base 1 to 2118 and encodes 705 amino acids. The transcript has 18 exons. The record is from RefSeq and is a predicted model, not a curated record. Gene Ontology annotation, molecular function: phosphatidylinositol kinase activity.
AUGGAGCUAGAAGUGCCGGACGAGGCGGAGAGCGCCGAAGCGGGGGCCGUGACGGCGGAGGCGGCCUGGUCUGCGGAGAGUGGGGCGGCGGCAGGUAUGACCCAGAAGAAGCCUGGCCUUGCAGAGGCCCCCUUGGUGACAGGGCAGCCAGGCCCUGGCCAUGGGAAGAAGCUGGGCCAUCGUGGCGUGGAUGCGUCGGGAGAGACUACGUAUAAGAAGACCACCUCGUCCACCCUGAAGGGUGCCAUCCAGCUGGGGAUCGGGUACACGGUGGGCAACCUGAGCUCUAAGCCGGAGCGUGACGUGCUCAUGCAGGACUUCUACGUGGUGGAGAGUAUCUUCUUCCCCAGUGAAGGAAGCAACCUCACCCCCGCCCACCACUUCCAGGAUUUCCGAUUCAAGACCUAUGCACCUGUUGCCUUCCGCUACUUCCGGGAGCUCUUCGGUAUCCGUCCGGACGACUACUUAUACUCGCUGUGCAAUGAGCCGCUCAUCGAGCUCUCCAACCCCGGGGCCAGUGGCUCCGUCUUCUACGUCACCAGCGACGAUGAGUUCAUCAUCAAGACUGUCAUGCACAAGGAGGCGGAGUUCCUACAGAAGCUGCUGCCUGGUUACUACAUGAACCUCAACCAGAACCCGCGGACGCUGCUGCCCAAGUUCUAUGGGCUGUACUGCGUGCAGUCUGGUGGCAAGAACAUCCGCGUGGUGGUUAUGAACAACGUGCUGCCCCGUGUCGUUAAGAUGCACCUCAAAUUCGACCUCAAGGGCUCCACGUACAAGCGCAGGGCCAGCAAGAAGGAGAAGGAGAAGAACCUGCCCACCUACAAGGACCUGGACUUCAUGCAGGACAUGCCUGAGGGGCUGCUGCUGGACUCAGACACCUUUGGCGCCCUGGUCAAGACGCUGCAGCGAGACUGCCUGGUGUUGGAGAGCUUCAAAAUAAUGGACUACAGCCUGCUGCUGGGCGUGCACAACAUCGAUCAGCAGGAGCGAGAGCGCCAGGCCGAGGGCGCCCAGAGCAAGGCGGAUGAGAAGCGGCCCGUGGCCCAGAAGGCUCUGUACUCCACGGCCAUGGAGUCCAUCCAGGGCGGAGCUGCCCGUGGGGAGGCCAUUGAGACGGAUGACACGAUGGGGGGGAUCCCGGCCGUGAAUGGGCGCGGCGAGCGCCUGCUCCUCCACAUCGGCAUCAUCGACAUUCUGCAGUCCUACAGGUUCAUCAAGAAGUUGGAACACACCUGGAAGGCCCUCGUCCAUGAUGGGGACACUGUCUCCGUCCACCGGCCCAGCUUCUAUGCCGAGCGCUUCUUCAAGUUCAUGAGCAGCACAGUCUUCCGGAAGAGUUCCUCCCUGAAGUCCUCUCCAUCCAAGAAAGGGCGUGGUGCUCUGCUGGCUGUCAAACCCCUGGGGCCCACUGCUGCCUUCUCAGCCAGCCAGAUCCCCAGCGAGAGAGAAGAUGUGCAGUAUGACCUGCGGGGGGCCCGCAGCUACCCCACGCUGGAAGAUGAAGGCCGGCCUGACCUCCUGCCCUGUACCCCACCGUCCUUUGAGGAAGCCACCACAGCCUCCAUCGCCACCACCCUGUCCUCCACCUCCCUCUCCAUCCCAGAACGGUCCCCUUCAGACACAUCAGAGCAGCCCCGGUACAGGCGGCGCACACAAUCCUCAGGCCAGGAUGGCCGGCCCCAGGAGGAGCCCCAUGCGGAAGACCUGCAGAAGAUAACUGUGCAGGUGGAGCCCGUGUGCGGUGUGGGGGUCGUCCCCAAGGAGCAGGGUACAGGAGUGGAGGUCCCCCUAUCUGGGGCAUCGGCCGAAGCCACUGUGGAAGUAGACGCUGCCAGCCAGGCCUCAGAGCCCGCCAGCCAGGCCUCAGAUGAGGAGGAUGUGCCCUCCACAGACAUCUAUUUUUUCGCUCAUGGGAGAUACUGGCUUUUCUCUCCCCGUCGUCGCCAACUGCGGGCCGUGACACCAAACCACACAGGCGCUCCCACCGACGAGAGGAGCUGGGUGUACUCCCCGCUUCACUAUAGCGCGCGGCCCGCCUCCGACGGCGAGAGCGACACAGUAAGUCCCCAGGCAGGGUGGGAGGACAAGGCCGGAGCUCCUCCCCUCCCCUGGUGACUCCCUGCCCUCCUCUUCUAGUUCCUCCCCUUCCUCCGGCGCCUCCUCUCCCUUUGAGCCAACUCUGAGGCUCCUCUUGCUCCAACUCCUCGUCCCUUCCCCCGACUCCUCCCCCUCUGCCCCUCCUUCCCCCCUCCCUCCCCGCUGCUCUAGGCACAGGGAUCUCUAGGUGUACCAACCCUGUGACCCAGGAAAACCGGGCUUGGUCUCGGGGCCACCCACACUGUAGCUUCGAGGCUGCACCAGGAAGCUUAGUGGGGGCCUGGGUCCUGCCCUCCCUCACCUGCCCCUCUCUGGUCUUUGCAGUAACUUCUAUGCAGUCCCCAAUCUGGAGCCCAGCGUCCUUCUGCCACCCCAGCCACUUCCUGGAGGCGCUGCCCCCCACAGGGGCUCAAAGCUCAGAGACAUCACCCCGAUGGCCCUGGCCCGACCUUGUCCUCUCCCUCCCCACUGACGGACGCCACAGGCCAGGCCCAGCCCCAGGAUAGCUCAGGCCGCCAUCGCUGCUUCCUGUGCCUGUUGGGGCGGCGACAUUUGGAGUACCCAUCCUGUAUUUAUUUUGGGUCUUUUUUUUUUUCUUUUGGACGGAGAGGGAGCACAGGAGUGAUUUACUAGGAAAAAGACACACAAAACCCAGGAAGAUGCUGCAGCCACAGCCUUAGUGCACCAGGCUCUUCAUGUCUCAGUGUUCUGGGGACAGUGGCCAGGUAGCUCCAGUAAAGCCCACACACUCCAGGACUCUUGUUACGGCCUGCAGAGGAGACAGGCCCCACCCCCACCCCCGGUGGCCAUCCCAGGUCUAUGCUCCUGUGUUGGGUCGCCUCAACAGAGCCCCUCCGUCACCUCAGGUUUGGGACCCGCGCAAACCAGGACUAGUCAUGCCCUGUGGUCUUUCUGCAUCUGUUUACUGCCACUGCAAGGACAUCCUCAAGCAUGAAUGUCUUGUGGCUACAAUCUCCUGAUGCUGACUGGGAGGGUCCAUACUGUCUGUGUCUCAUCCCUAUGAAGCCCUGAGCUGGUGCUGUGGGUCCCCUUGACUCCCAGGGAAACCUCUGCCCCAAGAAGGGCACAGCCAGGCUUCUGGCUGCAGAGAGCUGGGUCCUGAGACCCCGGCUGAAGAAAAUAAGGGAGAAAGUGACAUCACCUCAGCAAAGCCAAGUAUGUCCACCGAACACCAGGGGAGUUGUGGCCAGCGGUCUACUCCUCUGGGUACAGUGCAGUGGUGUCAUGACCCUGCUUUGUGGACGCUCCACCCACAGUGUGCUGUGGAGGGGUCAGGCUGGACCAGUCUGAAAACUCCAGCGCGGCUUUGGGGUCAGCCGCAUGGGCUGCUUGGAUUGCACCUUCAGGGACAGAGGUCAGGACCUGGCUGGCUUCCAGGGACUGCAGGCAGCCUGUGGAGGCAGUGAGGGGCAUGACACCCCUGUCAUGGCCAGAAAAGGCAUGGCCAGGGAGAGGACCCAUGCUGGGGGAUGGGGAGGCAACAGUAGGAGAGACGGACAGAUGCCUGGCCCUGGACCUCACGUCAGUCCCCUUCCUGUUGUGGAAUGCACAGUGAACUGCUGUGUGAGUUAAUUCAGGGGCUGCAAAGGCAGCAUUGGGCCUUGCACAGACACUGCAGGCAUAAUGUCGCACCUGUCAUCCCAGAAAGUCAAGGCAGGAGGCUUGUGGCAAGUUCCAGGCUAGCCUGAGCUACAGAGUGAAAAAGAGGCCAAAAGAAAAAAUCACAGGGCUGGCCCUCCCACUCAGUGGGCAGAGCUCAUCCAGCUGCAAAAGCCCUGAGUUCCAUUCCAGCACCACAGAAACCAGAUGGGGUGGCACACAGCUGCCAUCCCUCACGUGGGAGGCAGAAAGAGCAGAGGUGCAAGGCCAUCCUUGGCUACAACCAGUUAGAGGCCAGCUCGGGCUACACGAGACCCUCUCAAAAGAGAAUCUGUAAAUACCUUUGUGACUCCCAUCUUGUCCCCCAUCCUGUUCUCCCCAACAGCCGCUAUCGCCCCACCGUGGACGGCGUGCGAACUGUACUGUAAGGCCUGGGGCCGCCUCCAAGGCUGAAGAGGUGCCCCCCAAGCCCGCCUCUGUUCUCAAGCCAUCCCAGCAAGUCCCCUGUCCAGCCCCACACAACAUAGUGCAAUAUGCCCUCCCCGUGGGGUCCCUUGGCACGGUACUGUCUCCGCAGCCCCUUGUCUCGCACCCCUAGCUCCCCUCUCUCGGGUGGUUAAUAAGCGCAUCGCACAUCCUCCCCCAGCCCUGUUUUUACUGUUGAAUUCAUCCUGUAAACUGCAAACCUCGUGUGUCUUACCUUUAGGACAGGGAUCCAGGGUCCUCAGCCCAUGUGGUCUGGUGUUUGACAAUCCAAGUACAGUGUCCCCUUGGCGCUAGCCAGAGGGGCCUGUCCCUCCAGCGCAGCCGGCACACGUAUGCAGCCCAGGUUCCCGCCCCACAGGUCACAGCCCCUCUUUUUGAUCUGUAAUAAAUCUCUAAUAAGAAA